AUGGACAGCCUCCUACGCCGCUCCGGCAUAAAGAUCAACUACCUCGCGUGGCUGACCAUCACGAUCUACGUCAACGUCGACUGCGAGUACGAGGAGCCCAACUUGAUUAGCAACUUGACUGAAGCUGUACCACGACGAAUGCAACCGCAGCAUGCACUAGGUCCAAACUCCGGGGCACGGUCGUCUUCUGCCAGAGGACGUGGUGUGGAAGCCGUCAAUGAGGAUGGCCAUGAAGAUGCCGCCGUUCGCAAGCGGCCGGAGAAUCUCAGGUAG
Cladophialophora immunda is the source of this 273-nucleotide messenger RNA. RefSeq lists its product as uncharacterized. The coding region runs from base 1 to 273 and encodes 90 amino acids. Lineage: Eukaryota; Fungi; Ascomycota; Eurotiomycetes; Chaetothyriales; Herpotrichiellaceae. The transcript is spliced from 2 exons. The record is from RefSeq and is a predicted model, not a curated record.